AUGACGGCAACUACCGAAGCUCAUGAUGCUCUAACUCAAGUGAAACUAUCCAAUACAUUUGGUCUUUCUAAAGAUCUUACUGAUCCAAUAAUUGUGAAAAUAUGUUAUCUUGAACCAACUUUAAUAACACAACAUGAAUCCAUACCAUUGCUGACCAAAUUCGAAAACCCAAGUGUUUUCAAAACAUCAUCAAGGAUAUACAAAAACUCAGAUUUGUUCAUACGGAUUGGAAUGUAUGAUGGGAAGAACAACAAUUUGAUUGCACCCGUUUCCCAAACUACAUUCACGCAUUUCCGCGGGAGACGAGUAUGGAACCAGUACGUGAAAUUAGCCAUGGAGUACAACCAGAUAUGUCUGGGCGCAUACUUGAAGUUUGUCAUAUAUGAAAUUGUUGAUUGUAAGAGUGUUGUGUUUGGGGUAGGGUACUUGUCCAUGUUUAAUCAUACGAGGUCGACAUUAAGGAGUGGUUCACAGAAGGUGGCAAUUAAUACGAAAUUGCCAGACAAACCGCUGGUUGAUUAUGGUGAUCCCAAGGGGUUGACUGAGUUGGAAACCAAUUUGAUCAAGUUUGAAAACGGUGAGUUUAAUAGAGUCAAUUGGUUGGAUAAAUUGGUGUUGCCUAAAUUAACCGGGGGUCAGAAACUGGACCAAGAAGAAAUCAAUACUGAUGCCGAUUAUUUCUUGUAUGUUGAAUUACCCAAUUUUGAAUUCCCAAUAGUUUAUUCCGACAUAAAGUAUGAAAUACCGACCAUACCCAAAUUCGAACCCAAGCAACCGGAAAAUUCAAGUAUUGUGAUUAAUUCUGUGGAUAUACUGUCUGAAGGCAGUCAACCAAAAGUUUACGAUCCCGAUUUCCAAAUAGCCACCAGGCUAAAUCAUAUUAAUGCUACAACAACAAUCUACGAUCCCAUUGAACUUAAAUAUCAUAAACUUGAAAGAAACAUUAAUAAUAAUACCAUGUUGGAUAAGGAAUUGAAACCUACUCCACAAUUGCGAGAUGAGUUACUUCGAAUUUUAGUCAAACCUUCAAAUAUUGAGCUUAAUGAUUAUGAAAAGAACUUGAUUUGGAAGUUUAGGUAUUAUUUCAGUAAGAAUAACCAAACCAAUAUCGAUUCAAGAAACAAAACCACGACUCAAUCAUUCUUGCCUAAAUUCUUGAAGUCGAUUGAUUGGGAUAAUGAUUAUGAAGUAGAUCAUGCAUUUAAUGAGAUUAUUCCUAAUUAUUGGGGAGUUAAUAACUUACAAAUUGGUGAUGCUCUUGAAUUACUCGGAGAUUAUUUUAAUCCGUUUGUAUUGGGAAGAUCUAUGUAUCCUGUUGAACAACCACAACGUGAUAGCUCAAAGUUGAAAGAUGAUGAAAAGAGAUUCUUGAAUCUAUUCAAGAAUGUGACAUUAUUGAGAAAGUUGGCAGUUGAUAGGUUGAGAUUGGCAAGUAGUGACGAACUACUUUUGUACUUGCUUCAACUUGUGCAAGCAUUGAAAUAUGAAUCGUUGAUCUAUGAACGGAAGCUUCCAUUUGAUGAAAUUGAUUUACAUCAUCAUAAAAACAAUGGAGAUCCUUUGGAAUCUCCCCUUGCCAAAUUCUUGAUUGACGAGUCUGUACAUUCCGAAAAGUUGGGAAAUUUCUUUUACUGGUAUGUUAAAGUUGAAAAUGAAGAUCAGUUAAAUACUCGAUCUACACCACCUCAGGAAAGGCUGCCAUUCGAAAAUACCGACAGUAAAAUGUAUGGUGCAAUUUUGAACAAGUAUAUUGACAACCUUAAGAAACAUUGUCAUGAGCAUAGAUUGCCUUAUUACAAACAUCUAAAACGACAAAUUUGGUUUAUUAAGAAACUAACUGGUUUAGUUGAAUUGUUAAGGAGUUCAUUUAGAAAGAAUGAAUCAACAAUGAGGAAAACUGAAUUUUUAAAAGAAUACCUUUCUAAUUCUUCAAAUGAACUCUUAAAAUUUCCUGACCCGUUUCCGCUACCAUUGGAUCCUUCGAUUAUGAUCUGUGGUUGUUAUCCUGAAGAAUCUGCCGUGUUUAAAUCAUCAUUGGCUCCAUUGAAGAUUACAUUAAAAACUAUUGAGAGUGGUGGUGCAAGUCGUCAUUCAGCAACAUCGCAGAUUAUAUUUGGAAAGAAACAUAAUAAGUAUGGAAAAUACCCUAUGAUGUUUAAAAUAGGGGAUGAUUUACGUCAGGAUCAACUAGUGAUACAAAUCAUUGAUCUUAUGGAUCAAUUAUUAAAGAAUGAAAAUUUGGAUUUGAAAUUGACUCCAUACAAGAUUCUCGCUACUUCACCAGUAGCUGGGUUAAUUCAAUUUGUUCCUAAUGAAACGCUUGAUUCUAUUCUUUCGAAAACAUAUCCUGAGAUUUCAAGACCAACUCUGAAUCAAAGCAGUGCCAACAGUGGUGCCCCUCAAGUCAGUACUCCUACCACUACCAAUGGAAUUCUAAACUAUCUCCAAGUACAUAGUCGGGAUCAACAAGAAUCAGAACCAACACCCACACAUAGUAUUCUUGGGGCAUCGCAUGUUGCUGCACCUACAUCACCACCACUGCCACGAGUACAACCUAAACCAGCAAUCACAUCUAACAUGGGUGUCUCACCUGUGCUAAUGGACAACUAUGUUAAAUCAUGCGCUGGGUAUUGUGUGAUUACGUACAUAUUAGGUGUCGGUGAUCGUCAUUUGGACAAUCUAUUAUUAUCACCUAAUGGUAAAUUCUGGCAUGCUGAUUUCGGAUACAUUUUAGGACGUGAUCCAAAGCCGUUCCCGCCAUUGAUGAAAUUGCCGAUUCAAGUAAUUCACGGUAUGGGUGGGUUACAACAUGAGAAUUACAAUAUAUUCAAAAGUUAUUGUUUUAUCACGUAUACUACAUUGCGCAAGAACAGUAAUUUGAUUCUCAACUUGUUUCAAUUGAUGUUGGAUGCCAACAUACCUGAUAUCAAGUUUGAUAGAACUAGAGCUAUUGAGAAGGUACAAGAUAAGUUUUGUUUGCAAAUGACUGAAGAAGAAGCGAUUUUGCAUUUCCAGAAUUUGAUUAAUGAUAGUGUGAGUGCGUUUAUGCCGGUUGUUAUUGAUAGAUUACAUAGUUUGGCUCAAUAUUGGAGGGCAUGA
Molecule: messenger RNA, 3099 nt
Organism: Spathaspora passalidarum NRRL Y-27907
Lineage: Eukaryota; Fungi; Ascomycota; Pichiomycetes; Serinales; Debaryomycetaceae
Gene: VPS34
Product: phosphatidylinositol 3-kinase
Exons: 1
Coding region: 1-3099 (1032 amino acids)
Biological process (GO): autophagosome assembly; endocytosis; autophagy of peroxisome
Cellular component (GO): membrane; cytoplasm; phagophore assembly site
Molecular function (GO): 1-phosphatidylinositol-3-kinase activity
Source: RefSeq, a predicted model, not a curated record